AUGGGUAAACGUAAAUCUAAACGAAAGCCACCACCAAAACAAAAACGAGUUGAAGCUCUUUCUCUUGUAUUUCCAUGUCCGUUCUGUUCGCAUGAUCGUUCAUGUGAAGUUAAAAUUGAUCGAAAAGCAAAUGUUGGUACAAUUGAAUGUCGUAUGUGUUUAGAAACAUAUUCAACACCAAUUCAUUAUUUAAGUGAACCAAUCGAUGUAUAUAAUUCAUGGAUUGAUGCAUGUGAAGAGCAAAAUCGAGAUUAA
Messenger RNA from Rotaria sordida, 255 nucleotides. The record is from the annotation of a GenBank genome assembly. NCBI's taxonomy places the organism in Eukaryota, Metazoa, Rotifera, Eurotatoria, Philodinida, Philodinidae.